Cylicocyclus nassatus is the source of this 2022-nucleotide messenger RNA. The record is from the annotation of a GenBank genome assembly. NCBI's taxonomy places the organism in Eukaryota, Metazoa, Nematoda, Chromadorea, Rhabditida, Strongylidae.
AUGUCGAAGAAAAAAGGAUCAAAACUCUUGGGUUUGGAUGAUGAGCGCUUUGCGCAUCUUCGGUCUGAUCCAAAGUUCUCUGGCCUGAGCAACAAAGAAAAAAAGGUAACCAUAGGAAGGCGGUUCGCAGCCGUCAUAACGGAUCCACGCUUUUCAUCCAAAGCACGCGUGGAUAAAUAUGGACGACCUGUCGAAAGGACCUCUGAUGUUUUGGAUCUGUAUGAGUUGGAGGAUAGUGGCGAAGGUGACGAUGAUGCAAAGGAGUUACCUGAAAAGCACGAGAAGAAAAAUGAAAUAGGACGCAGAAAGGUAGAUGAUAUGAAACAGGACUCUGCUAGUAGUGUCGAGAAUGAAGAAGAUGAAGAAGACGUGCCUGUCAAGCUUGAUCUGGCUCGUGGUGAAGGAAAUGUCGAUUCUUCCUCUUCUGAUGAUGAUUCAGAUUCUGAAUCAGAGUGGAAUACAAACGAAAAUCUGGAAAUGGAAAUUGAUCUGGCGCAUCUAGACGAAGAUGCAGAGCAAGUAGAAUGGGCUACAAGUCGAAUAGCUGCUUGCAAUAUGGACUGGAAUGUAGUACACUGCGAGGAUCUUAUGAUGCUUGGAAAAUCGUUCAUUCCUCCUGGUGGUUCCAUAAAACGAAUCACGAUCUAUCUAUCUGACUUUGGUAAGGAGCGAUUAGCUGAGGAAGACAAACACGGUCCCCGGCUACAGCUUAGUAAACCUUUGGAAGAGUAUGAAGGGGAUAAAAUCGACGAAGAAACGAGAUUGGCAAUGCGAAAAUACCAAGUCGAUCAGCUACGUUAUUACUAUGCGAUCAUCGAGUGUGAUUGUAUGGAAACAGCCGUUUCCAUCUAUGAUCAGUGUGAUGGUUACCAGUUUGAAGCCAGUGACAUCAAAAUGGAUCUUCGAUUUGUACCAGAUGGCAUGGAGUUUGAUAAGGAUCGAGUAAAGGAGACCUUGACUGAGGAAGAUCUCAAUGUGGCGAAGUAUAAGUCAAAAGAGAAGUUGAAAUCGGCUGUCGCACAAACAAGCGCUCGAAUAGGCUGGGACGAGACCGAGGAGCUGCGGCAAAAGAAGUUUGAGGAAGCGUUUAACAGUGACGACGAGAAUGCGGGAGUUGAUCUCAUUGCCGAUUCCGAUUCAGAUAAUGAAGAACAUGAGAAAAACCGGCAAGCAUUGUUGUCACUUCUAGGUAACAAAGAAGAAGUGAAUGAUGUACAGGUGGAUUGGGACGAUAAGGAUGAGGAUGGCGAAGAUGAUGUAGAUGAGCCCAAUGAACAAGAGGAGGAAAGCGAUGAAAACGUCCCUGAUGGUUUUCAUAAGACUAGCACUGUAGAUGACGAGGAAGGAACAGAUCUGAAGAAAAUAGAGCCUAAGAAGAAACAGAAAAACACCUACCAAGCCUAUUUGGAAAGGCGAAAGCAGAAGAAGGCGGAAAGGAAGCAGAAGAUCUUAGAACUUAAGGAAAAGGAGCGAAAUGCGUUGAAAGCUGUAGAAGAACAGGCCAAAGCUAAGCAAAAGGAACAUCGAAACCUGCGUAAAGCAGCCAAACAAAAGGAAGAAGGCGGUUUGACCGAAGCAGUCGUCCAUGAUGACCGAUUCAAAGCAUUGUUCACCGAUAGCGCAUAUGCAAUUGAUCAAAGUUCUAAGAACUAUAAGGGUACCAAACUCGUCGAAAAACAAGUAAGCCUCAAGAGACAGGCCCGAGAUAUGAGCCAAAACAAGAAUACCUCAACCGAAGACGACCUCAUAUCCAAACUCAAGAAUAAGUCCACGAAGUGGAAGCGACCAAAGCACUCAACAACAAGUUGAUUUCCUAACCUCAGCUAAUAUACAGUCAAUUCAAUUGUUAAUAAUUUUGUUAUCUGUUUACUCCAAUCGUUGAAGCCUGUUAUUGUUGAGAUGUGCAUAUGAAGGUUUAUUCUUGAAAGACGUUUUUUUUUAGCAAAGAACAUAUCGUUAAGCAAGGUUAAGAUGCUAAUCCUCAAAAUGUUCUGGUUUCUCCAAUUGGGAGCAUAAACAUUG